This is a messenger RNA of Lactuca virosa, 270 nucleotides long. NCBI's taxonomy places the organism in Eukaryota, Viridiplantae, Streptophyta, Magnoliopsida, Asterales, Asteraceae. The record is from the annotation of a GenBank genome assembly.
AUGACGGUGGCGGUGGCCAUCACCGAUGGAUUAGAAGUUGACGGAAGUGACGUCGUCGACAUUAACAUACGGUGUUCUGGAAUCACGAAGUUUGUCGUUCAUGUGAGCUUGGAUUCGUCUUCUGAUAAUCCAUUUUUUGUCCAGUUCGAGUUUCUCUGUUGGUUACGAUCUAAUGCAACGUUCUUCAACCCACCCCCACCCAUGAAGUUGAUUCAGUGCAGGAUCUUGACAAGGUUGAAUUCUGAAAAGGUAUCAAGUAUGUUUAUGUAG